Anthostomella pinea is the source of this 528-nucleotide messenger RNA. NCBI's taxonomy places the organism in Eukaryota, Fungi, Ascomycota, Sordariomycetes, Xylariales, Xylariaceae. The record is from the annotation of a GenBank genome assembly.
AUGGCAUCGCAGCAAAAACCCACCGGCACCCUAGUCAUCACAGGCGGCGGCGGCUACGUCGGCGGCAACAUCGUGCGUCUCGCGCUCUCCAAGGGGUAUGCCGUCCGCCUGACCGCGCGAUCCGACUCUUCAGCACAAAAAGCCGCGGCGCUACACCCGCAGUACGUCAACACGCCGCAGCUCACCACGACCGUCGUGCCGCCGUUCGACUUUGGGGGGUAUGCGGACUCGGGCGAGGUUGCCCAGUCGUAUUUACGCGCGCUCGAGGUUCCCAAGGCGGCGGGACAGAGGUUCCUCGUGGGUCAGGGGUUCAGGUACCAGCUUGCGGUGGACUCGGCGCGGGAGUCGAUCCCGGAGCUGAAGUACAGAUUGCCUGUGGGCAGGCCGGGUUUUGUUGAGCCGGCGUAUGAGAUUGACGGGUCCAAAGUCGAAAAGGUCCUUGGGUUGGAGUACAAGACGUUGGCCGAGACUGUUCGCGAUACGUACAGUCAGUUAUGGCAGGCCAAGAAGACCGAGGGCACGGCGUAG